AUGGCAGAACGGGCCGAUCUGGUCUUUCACAAUAAAGCGAUAGAUGGAACUGCCAUGAAACGACUUAUUAGUAGAUUAAUAGAUCAUUUUGGAAUGGCAUAUACAUCACACAUUCUGGAUCAAGUAAAGACUCUGGGUUUCCGGCAAGCCACUCUGACAUCAAUUUCAUUAGGAAUUGAUGAUCUUUUAACAACGCCUUCUAAGGGAUGGUUAGUACAAGAUGCGGAACAACAAAGUUUGAUUUUGGAAAAGCACCAUCAUUAUGGGAAUGUACACGCAGUAGAAAAAUUACGCCAAUCAAUUGAGAUAUGGUAUGCUACAAGUGAAUAUUUGAGACAAGAAAUGAAUCCAAAUUUCAGGAUGACUGAUCCUUUUAAUCCAGUCUAUAUAAUGUCCUUUUCGGGAGCUAGAGGAAAUGCAUCUCAGGUCCACCAAUUAGUAGGUAUGAGAGGAUUAAUGUCGGAUCCCCAAGGACAAAUGAUUGAUUUGCCCAUUCAAAGCAAUUUACGCGAAGGGCUUUCUUUAACGGAAUAUACCAUUUCCUGUUACGGAGCCCGCAAAGGAGUUGUGGAUACUGCUGUACGAACAUCAGAUGCUGGAUACCUCACGCGUAGACUUGUUGAAGUAGUUCAACACAUUGUUGUACGUAGAACGGACUGUGGCACUAUCCGAGGUAUUUCCGUAAGUCCUCGAAAUGGGGUUGGGGUGACGGAAAGGAUUUUUAUCCAAACACUAAUUGGUCGCGUAUUAGCGAACGAUGUAUAUAUGGGUCUGCGAUGCAUUGCGACUCGAAAUCAAGAUAUUGGGAUUGGACUUGUCAAUCGAUUCAUAACCUCUCGGGCACAACCAAUAUAUAUUCGAAGCCCCUUCACUUGCAGGAGUACAUCUUGGAUCUGUCAAUUAUGUUAUGGUCGGAGUACCACUCACGGUAACCUGGUCGAAUUAGGAGAAGCUGUAGGUAUUAUUGCGGGUCAAUCAAUUGGAGAACCGGGAACUCAACUAACAUUAAGAACUUUUCAUACCGGUGGAGUAUUCACAGGCGGUAUCGCAGAACAUGUACGAGCUCCUUCUAAUGGAAAAAUUAAAUUCAAUGAGGAUUUAGUUCAUCCCACACGUACACGUCAUGGACAUCCCGCUUUUCUAUGCCAUAUAGACCUGCAUGUAACUAUUGAGAGUCAGGAUAUUAUACAUAAAGUGAAUAUUCCACCAAAAAGUUUUCUUUUGGUUCAAAACGAUCAAUAUGUAGAAUCAGAACAAGUGAUUGCUGAGAUUCGCGCUGGAACAUCCACUUUAAAGGAGAGGGUUCAAAAACAUAUUUAUUCUGACUCAGAGGGAGAGAUGCACUGGAGUACCGAUGUGUACCAUACACCUGAAUAUACGCAUGGUAAUGUUCAUCUCUUACCCAAAACAAGUCAUUUAUGGGUAUUAUCAGGAAGUCCAUGCAGAUCCAGUAUAGUGCCUUUUCCACUCCACAAGGAUCAAGAUCAAAUGAAUGUUCAAUCUCUUUAUGUCGAAGAGAGAUAUAUUUCUGACCUCUCGAUGAAUAAUGAUCGAGUGAGACACAAAUUGUUUGGGUGGGAUCAAAAAAGGGGGAGGGUUUCUUAUUAUUCAGGACCUGAUCGAAUCAUAUCCAACAGGAAUUGGGAUUCCAUAUAUCCUCUUAUUCUCCACGAGAAUUCUGAUUUAUUGGCGAAGAGGCGAAGAAAUAGAUUCAUCAUCCCAUUCCAAUAUGAUCAAGAACAGGAGAAGGAACUAAGGCCUCCUGGUAUCGUGAUUAAAAUACCCAUAAAAGGUAUUUUACGUAGAAAUAGUAUUCUUGCCUAUUUCGACGAUCCCCGAUACAGAAGAAGUAGUUCAGGAAUUGCCAAAUAUGGGACCAUAGAAGUCGAUUCGAUAAUAAAAAAAGAAGAUUUAAUUGAAUAUCGAAAGACAAGAGAGUUUGGACCAAAAUACCAAAUCCAAAUCAAAGUAAAUCGAUUUUUUUUCAUUCCUGAAGAAGUGCAUAUCUUACCUAGAUCUUCGUCCAUAAUGGUACGGAAUAAUAGUAUCAUUGGAGUAGAUACACGAAUCACUUUGAAUAUAAGAAGUCAAGUAGGCGGCUUGGUCCGAGUGGAGAAAAAAAAAAAAAGGAUUGAAUUGAAAAUAUCUUCUGGAGAUAUCCAUUUUCCUGGAGAGACGGAUAAUAUAGCCCGGUACAGCGGCAUCUUGAUACCACCUGGAAGGGUAAAAAACACGGAAUCAAAAUUCAAAAAUUGGAUCUAUGUCCAACGGAUCACACCUAUCAAGAAAAAGUAUUUUGUUUCAGUCCGACCCGUAGUGACAUAUGAAAUCGCCGAUGGGAUAAAUCUAGCAACGUUUUUUCCCCAGGAUCUGUUGCAGGAAAAGAAUAAUUUGCAACUACGAGUUGUCAAUUAUAUUCUUUAUGGAGAUGGCAAACCCAUUCGAGGAAUUUUUCACACAAGCAUUCAAUUAGUUCGGACUUGCUUAGUAUUGAAUUGGGAUCAAGACCGGGCUGGUUCUAUAGAAGAAGAAGAGGCUUAUACUUCCCUCGCUGAAGUAAGGGUAAACGAUCUGAUUCGAAAUUUUAUAAGAAUUGAUUUGGUGAAGUCUCCUAUUUCGUCUACUGGAAAAGAGAAUGAUAUGGCGGGUUCAGGAUUGAUUCCUAAUAAUGGAUCAGAUCGCAUCAAUACCAAUCCUUUUUUUUCCAAGGCGAAGACUCAAUCACUUAGCCAACAUCAAGGAACUAUUCGUACAUUGCUGAAUAGAAAUAAGGAAGGCCAGGGCGAAUCUCUUAUGGUUUUGUCAUCAUCCAAUUGUUCUCGAAUUGGUCCAUUGAAUGGUUCGAAAUAUCACAAUGUGACAAAAGAAUCAAUUCAAGAGGAUCCCAUGAUUUCAAUUAGGAAUUCGUUGGGUCCGUUAGGGACUGUACCUAACAUUUUGAAUUUUUCCUCAUCUUAUCAUUCAAUAACUCAUAAUGAGAUCUUGUUCAAUAAAUAUUUACUACCUGACAAUUCAAGAGAGACUUUCCUAGUACCUAAAUCUUAUUUCAUGGAUGAAAAUAGAAGGAUUUAUAAUCUUGAUCCAUGCAGUAACAUCAUUUUGACUCCAUUCAAUUUGAAUUGGUGCUUUCUCCAUCACGAUUAUUGGGAAGAUACAUCAACAAUAAUUAGCCUUGGACAGUUUCUUUGUGAAAAUAUAUGUAUAUCCAAAGACGGACCAUGCGUAAAAUCUGGUCAAAUUAUAAUUGUUCAUGUUGACUCUUUAGUAAUAAGAUUAGCUAAGUACCAUUUGGCUACCCGCGGAGCAACCGUUCAUGGUCAUUAUGGAGAAAUCCUUUACGAGGGAGAUACAUUAGUUACUUUUAUAUAUGAAAAAUCAAGAUCUGGUGAUAUAACUCAAGGUCUUCCAAAAGUUGAACAAGUGUUAGAAGUUCGUUCGAUUGAUUCAAUAUCGAUGAACCUAGAAAAGAGGGUUGAAGGCUGGAACGAACGCAUAACAGGAUUUCUUGGAAUUCCCUGGGAAUUCUUUAUUAGUGCUCAGCUAACCAUAGUGCAAAGUCGUAUCUCUUUGGUUAAUAAGAUCCAAAAGGUUUAUCGAUCCCAGGGGGUGCAGAUCCAUAAUAGGCAUAUAGAAACUAUUGUACGACAAAUAACAUCAAAAGUCUUGGUUUCAGAAGAUGGAAUGUCUAAUGUUUUUUCACCCAGAGAACUAAUCGGAUUGUUGCGAGCAGAAAGAAUAGGUCGUGCUUUGGAAGACGAUAUAUGUUACCGAGCUAUUCUAUUGGGAAUAACGAGGGCAUCUCUGAAUACUCAAAGUUUCAUAUCAGAAGCGAGUUUUCAAGAAACCACUCGGGUUUUAGCGAAAGCCGCUCUCCGAAGUCGUAUUGAUUGGUUGAAAGGCCUGAAAGAGAAUGUUGUUCUGGGGGGGAUGAUACCUGUUGGUACCGGAUUCAAAGGAUUCGUUCACCACUCCAGGGAACACAACAACAUUUCUUUGGAAAUAAAAAAGAAGAAUCUAUUCGAUGGGAAGAUGAGAGAUAUUUUGUUCUACCACAGAGAAUUUUGUGGUUCGUGCAUCCCAAAGAAUUUUCAUGAUACAUCAGAACAAUAA
This is a messenger RNA of Amborella trichopoda, 4110 nucleotides long. Lineage: Eukaryota; Viridiplantae; Streptophyta; Magnoliopsida; Amborellales; Amborellaceae. The record is from the annotation of a RefSeq genome assembly.